Molecule: messenger RNA, 2079 nt
Organism: Helicoverpa zea (corn earworm)
Lineage: Eukaryota; Metazoa; Arthropoda; Insecta; Lepidoptera; Noctuidae
Product: beta-1,3-galactosyltransferase 5-like
Exons: 2
Coding region: 667-1785 (372 amino acids)
Cellular component (GO): membrane
Molecular function (GO): hexosyltransferase activity
Source: RefSeq, a predicted model, not a curated record
AUUUGAUUUAUUUAUAAAUAUAAAAUAAAAAUGUGCAUCUGCUACUUCAGCUAUUCACAUAUUUAAAGUAUUAUGAUUCCUCAAUAAUAGGUUGCGUGGGUAAAGUUUAGUUAGCACACACAUUCAUUAGCUAUUAUGUAAACAUAUUGAUAGAUCAGCGGGCACCGAGCGCACGAAACACAAUGAAAGCAACGCUUUAUCACUGGACCAACAUGACAGCACUGAUAACAACUUCUAAAUUGUUCAAUAACUUCAAUAACUAAAUACCCAUGUGAACUUUUUGUUUAUCUAAUAUCAACCUUGUGUACACUGGAUAUGACACGCUGUACCUAUUCUACACAUUAAAGUUUAAAAUUGUAAUGAGGAUAAAUAUGCUGAAUAUUAUAGUAUUGAAUGAUAUUAAUAUAGUGGUUUCCUGUAGUGAGUGUGCAGACAGCAAGUGUCGAGCUGAGAGCUCAGUGUAGCGCGUGGCGUGGCCACAUGUGCCCGCGCUCCCUUAUCAGUGCGGCGAGCUGUGUAUCGCCCGCUACACUCUCCUGUUAUACUGCACGGUUACUCUCAUGUUCACUUGUGAUGUUCCUGAUUUGUGUGUGUAAAGCAACUUGCUGCCUGAGACAGUUUGCUCAAAUGAUUUGACCAGUGUAACAGCAGUGUGUGCACAAAACAAUGCGCCUGUGGAGUGUUGUGAAGUGCUUGAGGUGUGGUGUGCGGCGCGGUGAGCGCGCCGGCGCCAUGGCGUCCGUGCGGCGCUCGCACUGCGCGGCGCUCGCGGCGCUGGGCGCGCUGCUGCUGCUGCUGCUGGCGCGCCUGCCGCCCGCCGCGCCGCCCCCGCGCCCCGCGCCCCUCGCCCCACCCGCGCCCCGCGCCCCACCCGCGCCCGCCAACCGCACGCAGCCGCCCUCCGAGCCGCCGCCCGCCUCCACGCCGCCGCCCGCCACCGCGCCGCGCGGCCCGCGCCCCGUGCUCACGCGCGACGUGUACGUGGCGGGCCACGAGCGGCCGCACGCCGAGCUGUGCCCCGCGCUGGGCGCGCGCCUGCGCCUCGUGGUGCUGGUGACGUCGGCGCCGGGCCACGCGGCGGCGCGGGACGCCGUGCGGCUGACGUGGGGGCACUACGCGGCGCGGGCGGACGUGGCGCUGGCCUUCGUGCUGGGCGCGCCGCCGCCCGCGCUGCGCGCCGCCAUCGACGCCGAGGACGCGCUCUACGGCGACGUGAUCGUGGGCCGCUCGCUCGACUCCUACUCCAACCUGACGUUGAAGACGCUGUCCAUGCUGGAGUGGGUGGACACGUACUGCCCGCGCGCGCCGCGCCUGCUCAAGACGGACGACGACAUGUUCAUCAAUGUGCCGCGGCUGCUGGAGUUCGCGGCGGCGCCGGCGCGGGCCAACGCCUCGCGCACCAUCUGGGGCAAGGUGGUGCGCCGCUCGCUGCCCAAGCGCACCACCAAGUCCAAGUACUACGUGUCGCCGCUGCAGUUCCCGGCGCGCGUGUUCCCCGACUUCGCCACCGGGCCCGCCUACCUCAUGACGGCGGACUGCGUGCGGCCGCUGCUGGCGGCGGCGCCGGCCGAGCGCUACGUGCGGCUGGAGGACGUGUUCGUGACGGGCAUCCUGGCGGCGCGGCUAGGGUUGCGGCGGACUCACGCGCCGGAGUUCUACAACAAGAAGGUGGCGGCGCACCCCUGCGCCGUGCAGCGCGGGCUCGCCAUCCACAUGGUGCGCUACCACGAGCAGUUCGACCUCUGGCGCAAGCUGCUGGACGGCAAGACCAAGUGCGCCAGCUAGUGCGCACCCCUGCACGAACACUGAAUCUCACUUAGAUACGAUUACUUGUACCUAUGACUUUUUUAUAUAAAGUACAAAGUGUUAGCUUAAGCGUCUUUCCGCAGAGGACUGCGUGGCGCCUCGCUCGCGGCCCGCCGGGCCCCCGGUCCCGAGCGCGGGCCCCCGGUCCCGAGCGACGCGCGGUAGUGACGUUACGAUGUAAUCGAUACACAUUGUACGCGUAUUGUAUUGGGUAACUGCGCGAGCAGUGCAGGUUGUGCCAGAUGUAAAUAAUUAUAUAGUAUGUAUGUUGUA